UUAACUCGUCUGUAUCAUUAUUUUUUUCGCCCGUGCAGCAUUUGCAUUAUAGUUAUCGUUAACUGCAUGCGUUAUGUUUAAUAGUGACGAACAAGGAAUUGCAGAAGACCAAAAUGGUCCACGAGUGAAACAACGAGGAAAAAUCAUUUCUACGGACGACAGAAUACGUAUCGUACGUAUGUACAAAAAACAUUUGGCGAAAGAUCCGAACACGUCAAUGAAACAGUUGAAGCAACGCAUUUCGGAGCGCAUGGGCGUUGGUGAGUCGACGGUGCACCAGAUCAUACACGUGUAUAAGCGGACGAAUUCGGUGGUACCGCCGAAACGGACGAAGGUCCGGGAAACUUUUCGCGAUUCGUUCGACGAACCGUCCAGGAACCGUAUCCGCCGGCUGGUGCAUUUGGUUCGGACGCGGGAAAUCCCGACGGUGGACAGGAUUCACGAGGCGGUGUCCGGCGACGCGUGUUUGCCGCCGAUAUCGCGCACGAACCUGCACAGGUUGCUCAGGGGCUUGGGUUUCCGUUACACCAAGGGAACCCGUCACCGCGCGCUGACCGAGAAAUCGGGAACGGUGCUGCGGCGCCGCAGGUACCUGGAGAACGUGGAGCGAUAUGUCGCCGGGAAGGGCGGCGCGUGUACUACGUGGACGAGACGUUGGUGAACGCGGGCGCGUGCUUCGUCGCGUUCCACGUCGGUUCCGCGGACGGUUUCGUGCCGGGCGGUUUGCUGUGCCGCGAACUGGUCGCGAUUGCCGGGACGCGGUGGGCGCGGACGAGUUUCGCGAGUGUAUGGGACGCGUUCUGCCGCUGCUGGCCGACGGCUCCGUCAUCGUGAUGGACAACGCGCCGUAUCACACGGCGAAGGUGGACAGGGCGCCGACGAUGGACGACGGGAAAGACGUCAUUGUCGAGUGGCUGAAGCGCAACGGGGAAACGGCCGACCGUUCGAUGGUGUACGUCGAGCUCAUGGCCAUGGUCAGACGCGUCAAGCCGCUCCGCAAGAAGUACGCGAUCGACGAACUCGCCAAAGCCGACGGGAAGACGGUGCUGAGGCUGCCGCGUAACCACCGCGAACUCAACCCGAUGGUGCUGGCGUGGUCGUCGGUAAAAGAACACGUGAGCGCGAACGUCAGUAGCUGCGAACCGUCCGACGGCAAAAACCUAAUCGUAGAGGCCGUGGACCGUGUGAACGCCGAGAUGUGGAAGGGGUUCGUUGGUAGCGCGAUGGAAGAGGAAAAAAAAAUGUUACGAAGUGGACUUCAUCGUGGACGACCUCUUGGAAGAGGACUUGGACGAUAAGUUGGCGGCCAAAAUUACCGGAGACACAGAAUCAUCCGAUAUCGACACCGAUUCUUGUUAAACGAUUGUACGAUCAUGGUGCGAUCAUAUGAUGACGUCCUUUUUGGUUUUUUGAAAUUGUGUAAAAUAAUAUUGUUACGCGCAAAUAAACAGUGAAUCUUUGUUUUUU
This is a messenger RNA of Sipha flava (yellow sugarcane aphid), 1467 nucleotides long. RefSeq lists its product as uncharacterized. The record is from RefSeq and is a predicted model, not a curated record. Bases 612 to 1298 code for a protein of 228 amino acids. Gene Ontology annotation, molecular function: nucleic acid binding. Lineage: Eukaryota; Metazoa; Arthropoda; Insecta; Hemiptera; Aphididae. The transcript has 2 exons.